Molecule: messenger RNA, 849 nt
Organism: Pieris napi
Lineage: Eukaryota; Metazoa; Arthropoda; Insecta; Lepidoptera; Pieridae
Gene: Vha13
Product: V-type proton ATPase subunit G
Exons: 4
Coding region: 93-446 (117 amino acids)
Biological process (GO): proton transmembrane transport
Cellular component (GO): vacuolar proton-transporting V-type ATPase complex
Molecular function (GO): proton-transporting ATPase activity, rotational mechanism
Source: RefSeq, a predicted model, not a curated record
UCAUAUGACUCGCACUCGUCACUUUUCCUUCAGAUAUUGAUUUGCGCCUUGUUCUCGUUUGCCGUCGCAUAGUUUUUGUGUAAUCAUCUGGAAUGGCGAGUCAAACACAAGGGAUCCAGCAAUUGCUGGCAGCUGAAAAACGUGCUGCAGAAAAAGUGUCAGAGGCAAGAAAGCGAAAAGCGAAACGCCUAAAGCAAGCCAAAGAAGAGGCCCAGGAUGAAGUUGAAAAGUACAGACAGGAGCGUGAAAGGCAGUUCAAGGAAUUUGAAGCUAAGCAUAUGGGCUCAAGGGAAGGUGUUGCAGCUAAGAUCGAAGUAGAAACCAAGGUCAAGAUUGAAGAGAUGGUCAAAAUGGUCCAGACCCAACAGGAAGCUGUCAUUCAAGACAUUCUUCAGCUGGUGUAUGACAUCAAACCCGAGUUACACGUCAACUACCGCAUAGUCUAAGCCCUAAUGUUUUGCCUCAAAUAAUCGCUUAUAACAAGCACAUAUAGUCUUUAUUGUUGUUUAUAUUCCGUAGCUAUUCGGCGUCAUUAAUACCGCGUCAUUGUCACAUUUGACAACUUGACCGUCGACGCCUAUCGCUGUACAUACCUAGCUUGGUGUUGCCAGUUAAUGUUAAUCACUGGAUAAAGUUAUUUAUAAAUCAGCUCGAUAUCAUUCCAUAAUACAAUAUUGGAAGACCGAUGAGAAACAAAAAAAAUUGUAUGUUAUUCAAUGUUGUAUGUUGAAUAGAAAUAUAUAUUUAAAAUAAUAAUUUGGAAUGUUUUUAUUUGUCUUGUUACAAUGUAGUCCUAAUGAUUACAAGUGUACAGUAUUAGAGAAAAUAUAUUGCAUGUUAAUGUAACAA